Chelmon rostratus (copperband butterflyfish) is the source of this 2527-nucleotide messenger RNA. It is a transcript of the gene znf385d, whose product is annotated as zinc finger protein 385D. Gene Ontology annotation, cellular component: nucleus. The coding region runs from base 202 to 1509 and encodes 435 amino acids. The record is from RefSeq and is a predicted model, not a curated record. The transcript has 8 exons. Gene Ontology annotation, molecular function: nucleic acid binding; zinc ion binding. Lineage: Eukaryota; Metazoa; Chordata; Actinopteri; Chaetodontiformes; Chaetodontidae.
CAGAUCCGGAGGUCCACAGACAGCGGCGGCGUGCAGAGUGCAGCGUGCAGACUGGCCACUGACGCUGCCGUUGGAUUGAACACACAUGCACACACACCCCUGAGGAGUGUAUGAGACAUGCCCAGGCUGCUGCCCAUGGACACACACACACUGGCAGGGCACCAGAGAGGAAAUACAGCAGACCCCCGAGCCUGAGGAGCUAUGGAGAGCAGCAUGUUCUUUGGUAACACAUGUCAGAAUGGCCUCAUGCCCGCCCUGGUGCGUCCCACCCUGCCUGCCGUCCAGACCUCGCUGGGCAUGAAGCAGUUUCUCCCGUUUCCAUUGGAUACAGCCUCAGCGGUCCGCCUCUUCCCAGGAUUCAACACGAUGGACCCGGUUCAGAAAGCUGUCCUCCAUCACACCCUCGGCCUCCCGCCCACUGCAAAGAGGAAGCACGUCUCCUGCAGCGUUUGCCAGCUGAGGUUCAACUCACAGAGCCAGGCCAUGGCCCACUACAAGGGGACCAAACAUGCCAAGAAGCUAAAAGCCCUGGACGCUCCGAAGAGUAAGCUCAAAGGCUCAGCGGUCACCAAGGAAACCGCCAACCAAGAUAUCGCCAAGGGCAUCAACACGUCGCAGGUUCCCAACGGCGCCGACAGGAAAGAUGUCGUUCCUGGAGCGUCCCCCCUACCGCUGUCCCCUGUGCUCAGACUGGCACAACCCCUGGCAUCUUUGAUGACCCUCACGCCGCCAACGCCGCCACCUGUGGCCUCGCCGAGCACCACGGCGGCCACAGCCCCAGAGACUACCUCAGCUGCCGGAGGGGACGAGAGGCCGUCAGAGCUCAGCUCACCCACGCAGACCCCAGACCUGGAGCCCGAGGCCGAACCCGAGACGGAAAACGACGCUGAAACGGAGGAGGAAAAAGCUCGCCGUCUUCUAUACUGCUCGCUGUGCAAAGUGGCGGUGAACUCUGCGUCGCAGCUGGAGGCCCACAACAGCGGUACGAAGCACAAGACGAUGCUCGAGGCCAGGACCGGCGUGGGCUCCAUCAAGUCUUUCCCCCGGCCGGGAGUCAAAAGCAAACUGGCCACAUCCGCCAAAUCAGCGACGGGCCUGCAGAACAAAACGUUUUACUGUGAGACGUGUGAUGUGCACGUCAACUCAGAGACUCAGCUAAAACAGCACAUCAGCAGCCGGCGCCAUAAAGACCGAGCAGCAGGUAAACCAGCCAAACCUAAAUACAGCCCCUACAGCAAACCGCAGAAAGGCCAGAGCAAGCAGCCGAUCAAGUUGUCCCUGGGGAAGGAGCGUCAGUGUCAGCCUCUGACGGCACAGAUCAUACCUGCUCACCUGGCGGCAGUGGCAGCCGCCAUCGGCAACUCUUUCACACACCGCACGAACCACGCCACCAACCACGCCCCGACCCCCGCCCUCUUCCAGACACAGACCCUCCCCGCUGCACUGCUCCGCCCGGCCCCUGGGCCUGUCAGGACCUCCCACCCACAAGUCCUAUUUGCCCCUUAUUGACCUCCUGUCAAGAACCGAACCGUGCGCUUCAACCCAGACCAGGCCGAGGAGUCGUCUGUGCUCCUCUUAUGCAUCCGAGACCCUGAACAUCUUCAUACUGUGAUCGGACCUUUACCACGUCUCACCGCUCCUCAUAUGGAUUACCCCACAUCUAAAGCUAAACCGGACUGCAGCGAAGCACUGGGGGCUCUCUCUCAAUCGAUCUGUUUCUCUGUUCCCACUGAACACCCGGGCUACAGCGUGCAUGCUCUCUGUGCCAUGCUGCAGCCCGCGGAUCACACCCGGACCCCGGACUCGGACCUACAUUGUACCGCAAUAAUGUAUAAGACUAACCCCGUGAACUAUGCAGUGUCAUUAUCUCAUGAUGCAAGGCGCAGUGUGAGCUAAAAAUACAGUAGGGAUAUGCUUUGUGUAAAGAUACAGCGUGGAACUAAGAUCAUUGCUUUAGUGGAGGAUUACUGUCGCUCAUCACUUAAAAGGCUGUUACUGAUCAUGAGAGCGAGCGAGCGAGGCCCUCCUCUGUUCCUGUAUGCACUUUAAAGCCCCUCCUUUGUUGACGUCUACAUUAGAUGGCUAGACCGUGUUAGAUUCGUUAGAGUACGUGUCGUAAUGUGCGUUUUUUGUAUUCGUCCUUGCAUAUCUGUGUGUGUGCGCGCAAGUGCGUACAUCUGCAUGUGUGCGUGUGCUUGUCCGUGUAUGUAUGAGUGUGCGUUGGUUGUGUGUGUGCGUGCAUAUGUGUGUGUGUGUGUGUGAUCUUCCCAUCCACCAUAAGCCAUCCUAGUUGAUAUUCAGCACACAUCGUCACUGACCAUGUCUCGGGCCAGAGGGACCACAAAGGCUUGUGUAUAUUAACUGUCAGUGUGUAAAAGGUGAACAAUUUCAAAUAAAAAGAGUCCUAAUUUGUUACUGCUGGCGGUCCCUUGUUGUUCACUGGGUGCCAUUGACUACAGUAAGUGCAUUAUGUUGUAAGCUACCAGCAGGAUGUCAGAUUUAAUAACACUGGUGAGUCGCAAGAUGA